Molecule: messenger RNA, 2742 nt
Organism: Silurus meridionalis
Lineage: Eukaryota; Metazoa; Chordata; Actinopteri; Siluriformes; Siluridae
Exons: 6
Coding region: 315-2465 (716 amino acids)
Biological process (GO): double-strand break repair involved in meiotic recombination
Source: RefSeq, a predicted model, not a curated record
AACCAUACCAAAUGCAGUAAUUAUAAUAUUAUAAUGUGUGUAGUUGACUAGCAAGAUGGCGCAGUCUCAGGCGUUUCCCGCCAAAAAUGCUGACAGAAAAGAAGUCUUUAGAAUAAUAAAGGAAGGAAGAAAGUAGAAGUAGGAUGGAAGUUUAUCAUUUUUAACUUAUUUUUGUCAUGAAGUUACUUUAUUACAGGUCUUUAUUACAGGUUACACCAGGUGGAUCUAUUCCAUAACCCCUUAAAAACUGUACAAGAACAUCCAUCAUAUCUGCAUCCACCCUUGUAGGUCUUCAUUCCAUCAGAGAUGCAGUAAUGGUCAAAAGUCAGGAAAACAACGGAAGCUCCACAUCUGGUGAACCUUCAGACCAGAUUGCAGAUAUGCUUAACUCCAUCUCUGGAAUUGACACGUCUAAAGAGCAUCAGUCUGAAGCUGAAUCAGAUAAAGAGGUUGCCAAAAAUGCAGCUGAGCAGGAAAUUGUUUUGGGUCCGGUUGAGAUCUUUCCUGAUAUGGCACAAGAAAAUAUAGAAGGAAACGGAUUACAAUCUACAGAACUGGCCGUGGAGCCGGUCAGUCUCCAAGAAAUUCAGACAACCACAACUGAGGUGAAACAAGUCCAUGUAUCCAUGAUGGAAACUGAAGAACCUGAACCCCAGGACCAGCUGGAGUUGGAAGCUCCCAUCUUUCAGUUCCUUGAAGAAUUGACCGAGGUGAAGAAUGGAACCGAGACAACCUCUAGUCCUGAAUCAGAGACAUCUACCAAAGACCAAAGCUCCCCAAAACAUUCCAGUGACCAUUCCCUGGAUGUGAACGGAGAUAGCAUAGCAGAGAUUAGGAUGGAACCAAAGUCCAGAGAUGAUGAUUCUGAAAAGUUGCAUUGGGAAGAAAGGUGUUUUAAUAGUGAGAUACCUUUGCUGGCUUCCGAAGAGACUGAAACUUUGGAACCUCCUGUGAAGAAAAGAUUAAGAAGAAGAAUGGGUAUGUGUGGCCUUGGAGACAGGAAGAGGAAGUUCCCGUUUGAUGGACAGCAUUGCAGGCAGGGUUUUAUAGGACGACAGAUGGAAGAGGGAAAUAAAGAUCUGUUGCACCGUUCAGCGUUGGAGAAUGAUGUUACCACACCAAUGGACCAUCAAGAAACUACCAGCCCAGCAUGUGAAGAAAACCAAGGUGUUUUGAAAGAGGACAGUGGUGCUGAAGAGAUUGAUACUGAAAGAAGAACAGGAAAAGAAGAAAAUAGACUGAGAAACGUGAGUGAGGGCAUUGCAGUGAAAAAUGAUGAAAGAACCGCAGAUGAAUCCCACCAAGGAAGUGGAGAUUUUCUGGAAAAAGGUAUGUUAGAAGAAAAGAAUGGGACUGUAAUCAUGGAUAGCAAAGGAACUGCUGGAGAACUGGUUUUAGAAGAUAUAUCAACAGUGGUGGAGCGAACACUGUUACGUCCCACCAUUGGGAAAAUCCCAAAGAUGAUCCAAGGUGAAACGUCAGUACCUGCUUCUGACAAUGACUUUGAAAAGGAAACUGCAGUCUGUGAUGUAGAACCAAAUGUUCCUGGGAAGAUGAUCGACAGUGGACAAGACAUCGAAUUUAACUUAAAACAUGAUGUUCUUCAUGAACAAGAUAUAGAAUUUAACCUGAAACAUCUUCAUGCUGAUGCUGAAGUGGAUGAGGAGCCUGAGGAACCUUCCUCGAAGGUUCAAGGUGCCACGGUGGAAAUGUCUAAAGGCUCUGUCACAAUCACUAAAGAAAGCAGAGAAGCUCUGACAGAUAUGGGAAAAAAUGAAAUGGAGAUCGAAGAGCAUUGUCCAUCCAAUAUGGCCACCUUUAAGAAACCCGGCCCACACGGACCUGAAGCAGGUGGGCCUACUGAAGAAUGUUUGAACCCCUUCGUCCACGUGGACAUCAUGAGUAUCACGACGAUCGCUUCUUCUGACAUACAAACUGCAGGAGGUCCUGGUGGAAACGACCAGCUUGCUACAGGCGUAUUUGAGAUAACAGAACCUCCUGGAGGAGAUGCUGACGAUUCUAAAGGGAUUCUUGAUCCUACAGCACCACCUGCUGGUCAGGAGCUCCACCUGCAUAGUCUUUUAGACAAGAAUUCUCCAGAGACUCCUGUUACCCCAAGUGCAUUCGAGCAGCACGUCCAUAACUCCACCCUGACCCCUGCUGGUGAAGAGCUGCCUCAGGAGACUUGCCCUGACUUGUGUGUUCCUUCGUCGGUUUUUUCUAUGACGGAUUCCCAAAUCCAUAAAAUCGCACUCAGCAUGGACCUCAACAUGGAGCCGGAGGACGAGUCGGUCCCGGAAAACCACGAUCACCAGGAGGAUGCUACGGAGCUGGUGCGAGGCCUCGUUAGAGAACUCUCCUCUUUGAAUCGUACCGUCAUGGCCGCACACCGGGAGAUGGAACUCGUGCGGCAUGGAAAACCUCUGAACCGUCGUCAUCGCGGCCCUCGCCAUGCUGAGACGUGAGCGGGACACGUCCUGGUGACUGACGUGUGGGACUUCAUUAUAACAUUGUUCUACAAUUAAAUGUUAAUUUGUCAAUAGGGAUUAUUGAUACUUAUUGAUAUAAAGAGGUAAGGAGUGAAUUGUUCUGAGUUUGUGUUCUGGGUUUUGAGAAGUUGUAAAGGUUAAUGUGUUUACUUCCUUUAUGAGUUACAGUUUCUCCUGUCCUUCAUUCCAUCUGUCUAUUUGCUUUUCGGAAGGAGAUUCAUAUUUUUAUUACAUAAAUAAUAAUUGUGUUCAA